ACGGACUUUAGUCUUUCCUCAGCAAGACUUCACUUUUCUUUCUUCCUUCGUGUCACCGUCAAGUGUCACUGUGGAUGAAAGAGACAUUAAUUUUCAUCUUGCAGAGAAACUUAUCCCAAACAGGCUAUCAUGGAGAUGUACGCUUCUCAGGUACUGCUUGAGAGCGGUAAGAAGCGCUCGCACGAUAAUAUCGAGCCGGGUGCUGCAGCAGAGCCUGCGUGGAAACGUCCCGCUUUACCUUCGGGAUUGCCUGCAAGAUGUCAAGACGCGGAAGCUUCUGGAGAUAUCGACAUGGAAGAGUCUUCGAAUGCAAGCGUCUCUACUAAAAGCGACCUUGACUGUCUAUCGCAGCGUACACUUUCACAAAGCUCUGCAGGUGCAGAUGAAGCAGAUAUUCACGGGCCCUUCUCGAAACACUUCGCGAGGAUUAGUGGGAGCAUCCACGAGUUUGUCAUGAAGCAUGUAACGCCGAGAUCUGACGGGUCCUACAUUUAUGCAUCUUCCUGGCCACCGAUUUCAGCAGGAAUUGCGUCUUACGGCACGGCAAACACUUUCCAGGAAAAAAGCAUCCAAGACAUGAGACUUGAGCCCUCCAUGACAUUUUUCCAUAUCAACGAGAUGAUACUUGCAAAAAAACAACCCUUCACUAGUGGAGCGGUGUAUGAACUCUUUGCGCGAGUCGUCAACUUUGGUUGCGCAGACUUUCCACCGCAUUAUCAAUAUUUCCAGUUGGAAGAUUUGUUUGGAGGAAUGCCCUAUUUGAGUGGACUCAUUUUGCGUUUCUGGGCCGAUCGGAGUAUUCAGCAGGGAUGCUCUAUUGAAUGCGAAGCUACACAGUUCGCGAGUGUAACAGAAGCCGAGGGCAAAUGCUACUGCGUCUGCGAACCUGUCCAAGACAGCUCAGCUGAGCUUGGCUGGUCGAUCUACAUUCGCGAAAUACGGCCUGUCACCUGGGAAACUAUUCGAAGUGUCCAUGCCCACCUUAGAAAAUAAGGGCUCGAGACGACCCAGCAGAAUAUUGACCAAACAGUGUAUGGGUGGAAGCAGCUGUGGGCGCUUAUUUCUCCAUUUAUUCAAGAGUGGCUCAACUUGAUAUCCAUUCUCUUUAUGGGUUAUCCAAGUUUUAUUCAACAUGUUGCGGUUAUCUAUGUGGCCUUUCUCUAAACACU
This is a messenger RNA of Trichoderma asperellum CBS 433.97, 1169 nucleotides long. RefSeq lists its product as uncharacterized. The record is from RefSeq and is a predicted model, not a curated record. Lineage: Eukaryota; Fungi; Ascomycota; Sordariomycetes; Hypocreales; Hypocreaceae.